Molecule: messenger RNA, 1938 nt
Organism: Ornithodoros turicata
Lineage: Eukaryota; Metazoa; Arthropoda; Arachnida; Ixodida; Argasidae
Product: lysosomal protective protein-like
Exons: 11
Coding region: 167-1570 (467 amino acids)
Biological process (GO): proteolysis
Molecular function (GO): serine-type carboxypeptidase activity
Source: RefSeq, a predicted model, not a curated record
UUUCGAGAUUCUCUAGGGGCGUCUCACUGUGUACUGGGCUAGUCUAUCUCUCCAAGUUGUUCCUAGGAGUGUUUAGAAGUGCAGGCAAACCUCACUCUGCUGCCUCAUCUACGACUUACCACCACCACCUAGGAGUGUUCUAAAGAAAGAAUAUCGUUUUGGGAUCAUGAACAGCUACUUGGCGGUCAUCGUCGCAGUAGUGGUGUUGUGUCAGAGCAGCCACUGCGCGCGGUUAGAGGAUGAAGUCACCACGCUCCCAGGACUAAGUGAGCCAAUUAACUUCAGGCACUUUUCUGGGUAUUUGCAAGCUGGCGGUACCCGCAAACUGCACUACUGGUUUGUGGAAAGCCAAAACUCUCCAAAGCACGAUCCGGUUCUGAUCUGGUUGACUGGAGGACCUGGAUGUAGUUCCAUGUUGGCGUUGCUUACAGAGUUGGGCCCGUUCCACGUUACCAAUAACAACGACACAUUGUAUCUCAACCCUUAUAGCUGGAACAAGGUGGCCAACGUGCUGUUCCUUGACUCCCCUGCUGGCGUCGGUUUCUCUUACGACCCGUCCAGCCCAUAUAGCUACAGUUCUAAUGACGAGCAGACCGCAGACGACAACUACCUCGCCAUUUUAGAUUUCUUUCAAGGAUUCCCAGAACUUCUUCCAAACGACUUUUAUGUCACUGGAGAAAGCUAUGGUGGUGUCUACGUCCCUAUGCUCACUGAACGCGUGCUGAGGCGAUAUAACAACAUCAACUUAAGGGGGUACACAGUUGGAAACGGUGCCCUCGACUUUGCCCUUCUUGGAAACGGCCUCAUCUUCUUUGGUUACUACCACGGACUUUGGGGACUUUCGCUCUGGACAAGACUCAGCCAGCACUGUUGCAACGGAAGUGUUUCUCAACAAGCCUGCGACUUCGUCAGCUCACGUGACGUUUACUGUUUGGAAGCUGUUAACGAUGCUCUAAGCGUCAUUCGUUCUGAGGGUCUCAAUGUGUACAACCUGUACGACCCGUGCGAAUAUGAAUCCUCUGGGAGUAUUGCCAACCCAAGGGCAUCUUACAGGCACCGUGCUUGGAGUAUGGUUACAAAGAGUCUCGGUUGGUUCAGUCAGGUCUCCGAUUCGCAAGUAGGGCUUACCCCGCCAUGUAUUGAUGAAGCAAAUGUUGACAAGUACCUCAACCGGCCUGAUGUAAAGGUGGCGCUUCAUGUUCAGGAGUCUCCCUUGAACUGGACAUCUUGCAGCAAUGUCCUCAAUUACACGAUGCAGCACACGACAAUGCAGCCGAUCGUUAAAGGGCUGGUUGACUCCGGUGGCCUGAAGACACUUAUUUACAAUGGCGAUGUGGAUAUGGCAUGCAACUUCCUGGGAGACGAGUGGUUUGUCAACACCCUCGGAUAUCAGCCUACGUGCAGCUAUAAGAUCUGGAAGCUUGGUAAGCAAGUGGCUGGUUUCUUCCAAACGUACGAAGGGAACAUCACAUUUGCUACGGUCAAGGGGUCGGGACACAUGGUACCCCAGGACAAACCUGCGCAAGCACUCAAAAUGAUUACGAACUUCCUUACAGACACGCCAUUUUAAAACUCAAACGGGUCAUAGCGUGCAGGCGGCGUACGUACCAUCCGAUGAACUGCGAGCAAGUUGGGUGAAAUGGAGCGAAGAAAUAACUAUGGCAUUGGAUAUUGGCUACCUUUCUACUGCCGCCACUUGCUUUCAUUCCUAAUGCAGUAAGAAUGGUUAUAGAUAGUUAAUGCGACAGCAAUCUAUUCUCAAUCAAUUCCAAUACAAUUAUACAAUCCAUACGUAAUGCGGGGCAAUCCUAGACGUCAAGAAAAUUCAGAUUGGCAGAGCUCGAUUUACUGUUGUUGUAAGUGAUGUAGUACCACAAAUAGUUGCCUUACAGAUGCUAAUCGCUGUUCCUCGUUAAAUAAAGUGUUUGUUAUUGCCAA